Trematomus bernacchii (emerald rockcod) is the source of this 1834-nucleotide messenger RNA. It is a transcript of the gene zng1a, whose product is annotated as COBW domain containing. The record is from RefSeq and is a predicted model, not a curated record. Gene Ontology annotation, cellular component: cytoplasm. The transcript has 16 exons. The coding region runs from base 265 to 1374 and encodes 369 amino acids. Lineage: Eukaryota; Metazoa; Chordata; Actinopteri; Perciformes; Nototheniidae.
GGGAAACAAAACCUAUGCGUAUUGAUUGUCAAGCUGCAAUUGUUUAUAAUAACUAUACUUAUAUAAUGUUAUUAUUUAAAGUCUUAUUCCGGUCCGGUAAAAAGCUUGUCCGCAUAUACAUCCAGAAGUGUUUCGAGUCACGAGUGUUGUGAAUGAAAGCGGAACCAUUGCCGCAGCUUCAGGAGUUGACGGAGCUUCUAUUGUGUCGCACACUGUCAAAACGUAAAGCGACAGCAUUGCAGAAAUCCAAACAUAACUUCUGGUAUGGACGGCAUGGUGAUAGAGGAGGAGGAUGACUGCCCAGAGUUGGUGCCCAUCGUCACCACGCUUGGUCCUGGAGAGCAGAUCCCUGUCACCAUCAUCUCAGGAUACCUCGGUGCUGGAAAGACGACACUCCUGAACUAUAUCCUAACAGAACAACACAACAAGCGGAUUGCUGUCAUAUUAAAUGAAUUUGGAGAGGGCAGCGCCCUGGAGAAGUCGCUCGCAGUGAGUCAGGCAGGAGAGCUGUACGAGGAGUGGCUGGAACUGAGAAACGGCUGCCUCUGCUGCUCUGUCAAGGACAAUGGUCUUAAAGCCAUCGAGAACCUAAUGGAGAAGAAAGGAAAGUUUGACUACAUCCUGCUGGAAACCACUGGACUCGCUGAUCCAGGAGCUGUGGCCUCCAUGUUCUGGGUCGAUGCAGAGCUUGGCAGUGACAUCUAUUUGGAUGGCAUUGUCACAGUCAUCGACGCCAAGUAUGGACUGAAGCAACUAACAGAGGAGAAAGCAGAUGGACUCGUCAAUGAAGCAGCCAGGCAGAUUGCUGUGGCUGACCUCACCAUCAUCAACAAGACAGACCUGGUGAAUGAGGAGGAACUUGCCCAAAUACGAGAGGCGGUCAGGUCUGUUAAUGGUCUUGUCAAGAUUCUAGAGAGCCAGAAGUCGAGGGUCGAUCUUUCUGAAGUAUUGGAUCUGCACUCCUUCGACAGCACGAAUGGAGCGCAUCUGGCUGAGAAGCUCCAACUUGUGAAAGAUUCAAGACCACAUCUUGACAAGAGUAUUUUAACUGUGACGUUUGAAGUGGCUGGAGAUCUCUGUGAGGACGCCUUAAACAUUUACAUCCAGGAUCUCCUUUGGGAAAAGAUGUUUAAAAACAAAGAAGGGCAACCCAUGACUGUCAUUCGGUUGAAGGGUAUAGUAUCAUUUGCAGGUAAAGCCCACCAAGUGAUGCUGCAGGGGGUCCACGAGCUGUAUGACCUGAAUGAGACUCCCCAGCUCUGGGAGGAGAACCUGCGGAUCAACAGACUGGUCUUUAUAGGUCGGAACCUGGACAAGGACAUUCUGCAGGAACAGUUCAUUUCUAAAGUGUUGGAAGGAGCAAACGCAAAUUAGCUACAAACUCUUUUCUCCUCUUUGCUUCGAAAACUGAUGAUUCUGAAGCAAAUGUCGUGGCUUUGACCAUCCAUAAUUCUUGGACUGUGUUUGAGACUUUCACUCCUUUCCUACAAGAACCCGAGGUACGUCAGAGGACGGUUAAUGUGACUGCAGUGAUGAAAACAGUUUCACAUUGGGGUAAUCUGCCACUGCCUGCUUUAAAGCGACAUAAACAGUGUGUAUGUGUGUAGUGCUUUGUGGCACCCUCGCAACGUACACUUGACCACAAAAAGAUGCGACAAAGGUUCAGUUGGGUGACCAAAUAGUUUAUGAAGUUGAAAAGUGAUGUACACACUCUAUCAUGGGUUAUACAACACUGUACCUUGUAAACAAAUAGGCCUGCUUACAAUUCUGGCCUCUAACAUCUUGUAUUCUUAAAUUAUUAUAUAUCAAAAUAAAGUUGUUUUUUCUGAACAUA